Ochotona curzoniae (black-lipped pika) is the source of this 1792-nucleotide messenger RNA. It is a transcript of the gene MAPRE3, whose product is annotated as microtubule associated protein RP/EB family member 3. The record is from RefSeq and is a predicted model, not a curated record. Gene Ontology annotation, molecular function: microtubule plus-end binding. The transcript is spliced from 7 exons. Lineage: Eukaryota; Metazoa; Chordata; Mammalia; Lagomorpha; Ochotonidae. Bases 153 to 998 code for a protein of 281 amino acids. Gene Ontology annotation, cellular component: spindle midzone; microtubule plus-end; cytoplasmic microtubule. Gene Ontology annotation, biological process: spindle assembly; protein localization to microtubule plus-end; regulation of microtubule polymerization or depolymerization.
UGUGCGUUGGAGCCGGAGACCGCGGCGGCCUCUGCUAGGACCCUCCGCCCCGAGCCGCCGGCCGGAGCCGCAGCCGCAGCCGCAGCGCCCCUGCCGCUGUCCCCUCCCCGCCCCUGCCGCCUCCGCCGGAGCCGCCUCGCGCACUCUGGGGUAUGGCCGUCAAUGUGUACUCCACAUCCGUGACCAGUGAAAAUCUGAGUCGCCAUGACAUGCUUGCGUGGGUCAACGACUCCCUGCACCUCAACUACACCAAGAUUGAGCAGCUGUGUUCAGGGGCAGCCUACUGCCAGUUCAUGGACAUGCUCUUCCCUGGCUGUGUGCACUUGAGGAAGGUGAAGUUCCAGGCCAAGCUAGAGCAUGAGUACAUCCACAACUUCAAGGUGCUGCAAGCAGCUUUCAAGAAGAUGGGUGUUGACAAAAUCAUUCCCGUAGAGAAAUUAGUGAAAGGAAAAUUCCAAGAUAAUUUUGAGUUUAUUCAGUGGUUUAAGAAAUUCUUUGACGCAAACUAUGAUGGAAAGGAUUACAACCCGCUGCUGGCGCGGCAGGGCCAGGAUGCAGCGCCACCUCCUAACCCAGGUGAUCAGAUCUUCAACAAAUCCAAGAAACUCAUUGGCACAGCAGUUCCACAGAGGACAUCUCCCACAGGCCCCAAAAACAUGCAGACCUCUGGGCGACUGAGCAACGUAGCCCCACCCUGCAUCCUCCGGAAGAACCCCCCAGCGGCCCGCAAUGGCGGCCAUGAGACCGACGCCCAAAUUCUGGAACUCAACCAACAGCUCUUGGACUUGAAGCUGACGGUAGAUGGGCUGGAGAAAGAGCGUGACUUCUACUUCAGCAAGCUCCGUGACAUUGAGCUCAUCUGCCAGGAACAUGAGAGUGAAAACAGCCCCGUGAUCUCGGGCAUCAUUGGCAUUCUCUACGCCACAGAGGAAGGAUUUGCACCCCCUGAGGAUGAUGAAAUUGAGGAACACCAACAAGAAGACCAGGACGAGUACUGAGAGCGGCCGAAGCCCUGGCUGACCGCGCGGCCUCCGUGCCGCCCCUCUCCACAUCCCUCCCAACAUUAUAAUCCUUUCCGUACAGCCAACGGCCAGCCUGGUGCUUGGUGUCAGUGCCACAGCGGCGAGAGCAGGGACAGGGCCAGGCGGCAAGGGGGCGGCAGAGGCCCAAUGGGCGGGACCCCUGCCCACUCUCCACCCCUAUUUAUUUCCGUUGUCUCCACCCCAGGGUGCAGCUGCCACCCGCUCAGCCAGCCCCUUGUCCCUCUCUAGCAGCCAGCAGCUGUAUAUUGGACAAAGUCAUUGGUAUAUUUUUACUUACUGGAUUCUCCUUGCACUUUACCUGUUCUUUCCCAGGGCUGAGAGCAGUGGGCUUAGGGGCAGUGUGCCCAGCUUGGCUUCCCGUCCCCAUGGCCAGAGGCUGGGACAGGACUUGCCAACUUAUUUAUUUUUUUUUCCAUUUAACCUGGAGUGGAGGGGAAUGCUGUUGUCAGGAGAGGGAGAAGGGGGGAGGGGGCUGAGGAGGCAGUGCUGUGGCCUGGGGGUCAAGGAGAGGGAGGGGCGCAUGCAAGGGAUGGAAUUGACCCCCUGGCCCCUCCUGGCUCACCCACCUUGGCCCCUGCCUCCUACCCCCAGCAUUGCCCCAGGCCCUAGCCAUGCCCUCCUGCAGCCUGGCUCAUACCACACAGACUGUCUAGACCCUCCUGUGCGCCCACCCCUACCCCUGCCCCUCGGGCACCAGCCUGCGUCCAUCCAUGUUCACUUUUAUUUAAAUAAACUUGUGUGGUAAAAGU